Solanum dulcamara is the source of this 2169-nucleotide messenger RNA. RefSeq names its product cationic amino acid transporter 4, vacuolar-like. Gene Ontology annotation, biological process: amino acid transport; transmembrane transport. Lineage: Eukaryota; Viridiplantae; Streptophyta; Magnoliopsida; Solanales; Solanaceae. The record is from RefSeq and is a predicted model, not a curated record. Gene Ontology annotation, molecular function: amino acid transmembrane transporter activity. The transcript is spliced from 15 exons. The coding region runs from base 105 to 1907 and encodes 600 amino acids. Gene Ontology annotation, cellular component: membrane.
CGUGGGCCUAAAAGAGUGGAAGUGGGACUCGGCGAACCUCUUAAUUUGUCAACGCAUUGUUUUUUUUUUUCUAAAGGCAAUAGACGGAGUACCUUGAGAAUGAGAUGAUGGAGAAUGGCGGACAUAAGAGUUCAGGUGCAUUUGGAUGUUUGGUUAGGAGAAAGCGAGUUGAUGCAGCAAGACAAAGACUUGCAGCUCAUCAAUUGGCCAGAAAACUCUCCCUUUUCGACCUUAUAGCCAUUGGCGUUGGAGCAACCAUAGGUGCUGGAGUCUAUAUUCUUGUUGGGACAGUUGCCAGAGAGCACACUGGACCUUCUCUCACCAUUUCCUUCUUUAUUGGUGGAAUAGCAGCUGCUCUUUCUGCAUUUUGUUACGCAGAGCUUGCAUGUCGCUGCCCAUCUGCUGGAAGUGCAUAUCAUUACUCAUAUGUCUGCAUUGGAGAAGGGGUCGCAUGGCUAAUUGGUUGGGCUCUGAUACUUGAAUACACUCUUGGUGGUGCAGCUGUUGCUCGUGGUGUAGCGCCUAAUUUGGCUUCGUUCUUUGGUGGUGUAGAUAAACUGCCCUCAAUUUUAGCUCGUCAAACCAUUUUUGGUAUAUUAGUAGACCCUGGUGCUGCAAUCUUAGUUGUCAUUAUCACUGCCUUAUUAUGCACUGGGAUCAAGGAGAGUUCCCUUGCGCAAGCCAUAAUUACAACUAUCAAUAUUAGUGCUUUAGCGUUCAUCAUCUUAGCUGGUGCAUAUCUGGGAUGUAAGACUGGAUGGCCAGGUUAUGAAGUUUCUAGUGGGUACUUCUCUUUUGGAGUAAAUGGGUUGUUGGCUGGCUCUGCGACAGUCUUCUUUUCAUACAUUGGUUUUGAUAUAGUUGCUAGCACAGCUGAGGAGGUAAAGAACCCUCAACGUGACAUGCCUCUUGGUAUAGGGAUUGCACUAUCCAUAUGUGGCAUAUUGUAUAUGCUGGUAUCAGCUGUUAUUGUUGGUUUAGUUCCAUACUACGCAUUGGACCCCGAUACACCAAUUUCCUCUGCUUUUGCAGGCUAUGGCAUGGAGUGGGCUGUUUACAUUAUAACCGCUGGAGCUGUGACAGCUCUUUGUGCAAGUCUUAUUGGUGCAAUUAUUCCACAGCCUCGAAUACUGAUGGCGAUGGCUAGGGAUGGAUUGCUGCCAUCAUUUUUUUCAGACAUCAGUAAGCACACUCAAGUUCCUGUUAAGGGCACCAUAGCAACUGGUAUCUUUAUUGCAAUCCUAGCCUUCUUUAUGGAUGUCUCUCAGCUAGCUGGAAUGGUUAGUGUUGGCACAUUGCUCUCAUUCACCGCAGUUGCUCUUUCAAUCUUGAUACUUAGAUAUGUUCCACCAGAUGAAGUGCCUUUCCUGCCAUCUGACCAGCAAUCGAAUGUUAGUGGUCAACAUCUAGAUGCUCUUGGAACAGAUGUGGCUGGAAGGCCUCUUCUUCAGAAAGAUAUAGCUCAAGAUAAACUCAGGAGAAGGAAAAUUGCUGCUUGGAGUAUUACUAUGGUAUGUUUUGGAAUUCUUGUAGUGGUAGCUGCUAUUUCAACUGAAGGUCUAUCCAGCAUUCUGUGCUUUGUAUUGAGUGGAAUCGGUGGUAUGCUUAUAAUUUGCUGUUUGACUGUGCUCAAUUCUCUCGAUCAAGCUGACACAAAAGAGAGUAUCACAAAAUCAGGAGGUUUCAUUUGCCCAUUUGUGCCUUUCCUACCUGUAGCCAGUGUUCUUAUAAAUACAUACUUGCUAGUAAGUAUAGGAGCUCAAACGUGGAUACGUGUUUUGAUAUGGCUUGCUGUGGGAGUUAUCGUAUACAUAUUUUAUGGCAGUGGACACAGCUUAUUGUUAGAUGAUGUUCGAAGGCCUAUUACACAUAGUGAUAAUGAACAUGCGGGUGCAACAUUAUCUUAGGCUAAUCUCAUGUAUCAAUUCUGUACAAUAUGAACUCAAACCAGGCAUAAACAUUUGUUGUAAAACACCAAAAAGUAGCAUAUACUUGUGAAGUAUCAUUGUAAGAUGUAACAAUUGCAGAAGACAUGAUGCUGAUAGCCUUAUAGUGUGGUGUAUAUAAUCAUUCAAAUUGCCUCUAGUUAAUUGAGAGGCAUGUUGACACAACUCGCAGAGAAGGAAACUAAUUGUCAAUGAAAGAGGAAUUUCCUCUUCUUGUGUUUGA